This is a messenger RNA of Spirodela intermedia, 10609 nucleotides long. The record is from the annotation of a GenBank genome assembly. Lineage: Eukaryota; Viridiplantae; Streptophyta; Magnoliopsida; Alismatales; Araceae.
AUGGGCAAAUAUUCGAUUCGUACGAGCGCGAGCGCUCAUAGAGAACCUCUCCUGAGCCAAGAGGUAUGAAAUCUCGAACUUCAUCUUUCACCUCUCCUCGACUUGGAGUGCAAGGGUGGGUCUGUUUUCGGAGUUUCUUAUCUUGUCUUGAACGUCUCGGAUUGGAGAUUUUCUGUGCUGUCUAUUGUCUAUGGGGGCGCAGUUACAGGCUAAGGCGUGGUUCACUUUGAUUCAGUGUGCGUGCUGCUAUUUUUCAUUCGAGAAAAAUACCAGCGGAGUGUUUAAGUUUGGUUAUUUAUUGGGACUUGGUAUCAGCUCAGUUAUCUGCUGUCAUAAGCAUUUUCUGUAUAAUCCCCUCAAGUACAGAGUGGUGCCUCAUAUUUAAAUCUUCAUACAAUACAUGGAUGUAGAAAAGUAGAAGAGCCACGUCUAUAUGUCGUUCUAUUUCCGGUUCAUUAAUUUGAUUGCCUUUAUCGUCCUUCGACGUGUAAACCCAUCUGGUAUUUCAAGACGUUACAGUAAUAUAGAAGUUUAAUAAGGACAAAUUGUCUCCCUUUCACUAUUCAAUCUAGACUUAUUUUGAGAAUCUUUAUUCAUUGUAAUCACAGCUUUGAUAAUCUUAUGGAAAGACUCUACACGUAAGUUCUCAGUAAUGUCACAUUGAAGGUGUACUCUUUUUUUUGGGCAUGGUUCUAUUCAUAUUUUUUUGCGGUGACAUGGAUUGGUCAAGAAAUUUACUUUUUAAUGGGUUUUCUGUUGGGUCAAUUUUGCAGACAGCUCAGUCAUCAAACGAUCCUCUGUCAGAUCUUGAGCAUGGUGAUUCUGUACAGGUAGUUUUGUCAUUCUUCCUUUUCCCUAGUCGGCUGCUGAUGUAGGUUUGGCUGAUGGAAUUGACAAGAUUUUUCGUGGAAAUUUAGGCAGCUAAUGUUGGGCCAUUCAGGGUUUUAUCACUGGUAAGGUUUCAUUUUAUUCAUUCAGGUAAAAUAUACCAGCUUUAUUGAGCGUUAUAUGACGUACUGCAAAUUUUUAGGCCAAGCCUGAAGUGGGGAAGCUAGUUUUUGCUACCAUUUUCUUGCUGAUAGCUUCAACAACAAGCAUUCUGAUUGUAGGUAUUCCUUCCUUAAAUCCAUAAACUCGUAUGUUCAUUUUUUGACUGAUCAAUUCUUUUGCUCCUUUUUUCUUGUGCAUUUUAUUUAUGCGUGUCUCCUGGUUAAGACGUACAGAACAAAUUAGCUUCCAUGAAAGUACCAGCAUUUUUGUCGUAGAUUCUCCUUCAAACGUUUGACUUUACCUGCAAAUCCAGUGCAGACGUGUUGGCGCAGAUUAUCAAAAGUUUCAGAAGGAUCCUUGAAUCAUAAGUCUGACCUCAUACUGCACCCCAUAGCAUUUAAUCCCAUUAAUUCAGACCAUUUUUAAUGGACAUUGAAACAGUAGAGGCUAUUGAAGGCAUUGACAAGUGGGCAGCAUCCAUAAAAUGAAAAUUCUAAAAAACAUAUAGUGAAAAAACUCCAAUUUUCAUAAUAGUCUUGUGACGGUCUUUAUUUCCGCUGUUACUAUAAGCAUUGCUUAAUGAUCCCAGCAAUGGCGAGUGAAGCUCCAUCUGACCUCUGCAGAAUCUUGUGAGUGACAAGCAAGGUAUCUCCAUCUGGCUGCCUGAUUAUUGGCAAAGAUACUAGACGAUUGAGGACAGCAUAUCACUGAAAGUCUUAACAUGAUCAUGGUAUUUGGAUUUUGAGCAUUUAUAAAUUGUAAUUUUUAAAUGCGUGGUUAAUCAAUAAAACACUUGUUAUAACCGAAUAAUACAGUUUACCAUGAGACGGCCUUCAGGAAAAUAGAACUGCUUUAGUUUAAGCUUAUAUGUUGUAGUAUAAAUUAUUUUGCCACAACUUUCACUAGAAUAUGAUCUGGAGAUGUUAAUUCGAGUCUCAUAACUCGCUGUGACAAAGCUUCUUUGAUUUUUUUUUCAGCCCAGAUUUGGUGGGAAGAUCUUAGACAUAGUCUCAAGAGAUACCAGAACGCCAGAGCAGCAAAAUGAAGCUCUAGACGCUGUGAAUCACACAAUAUUUGAGAUCGUAUUAAUUGUUAUUAUUGGGUAUGGUAUGAUUUUUGUUUUUUUGAGAAUUUCAUGGCUACUCACUUUUUGUUCAUCCUUUAUUUCUGUAAAAAUUGUCUGUAUUCUUCAUUUUCAUAACUGUAGAAUUGGGUUGAACACAACAUGUUUUUCAACGGAGCAAUUAUGCAGAUGCGAUAUUUUUACAGCCCAACUCUCAUUAUAUAUCUACAUAGAAAAUUAUACAUUUGAGACGGAGGAAAAAUGCGUAAAUAUUCUGAGCGUUUUCUUCGAUUAAAGAAAGAGGGGGGUUGUCAACAUUCAUCCUACACAGCAUCAGUAGUCUCCGUUGGGGCACAACACUCGCUUUGAAAAAUGUGUGAAAACAGAUUUAUUGACUAAUUAUUAAUUAACUGUUGAAAGGUUUUUGACGUUGCCAUACAGUUACAAUAUAUAUACGGGAUAUUUUUUUAUUAUGGGAAAAAUCAUAAGAUCCUUAUGGAAUGACCCCACGAAAUCGUGUUCUCUAAAUAGUGUGUGGUAGCGGUCGAUAACAAAGAAUGGUAUCAAAGGAGAUCUAUGGGAGAUUUUUAAGGUGAUAUUUGCGGAACUGAUUUAGAAUAAGUUAUGAACAUACCUUCUUCUUAUAGAAUUCAAAGUCCCAACUAGUAAUGGUUUGCUGUUUAAAUAAGAUGAAGCACGGAUAUAAUAGUCUCCACUUGUCUCACUAUAUCAAACUAGCCUAGACAUCUUGAAGGUAAGUUCUCAAGCACUUCAAUAAAUAUGCAUACUUUGUCAUCAUCUCCUCUCGUGUAAUCGGAAGUGAUCAUCUAUAGAUUAUUUAUGUUUCAUGCCCAAAUUGAGCCUUAGAUGUUUGUCUGAAGUGCACAAGAAGCUGAAUAAGUGAUAACAAUUUUUUUGAUUUACUAGACGAGUAAAAUAAAUGACUUCUCUUAUGAUAAAAGAAUUUUGCCUAAUUGUCAUAAAAUCAUACUAUAAGUAAACUUUAUUUAAUGAGACAUGUACAGAUUUAAGGGAUCGAGUGAGACCUGUUUAAUAGAUUUUGUGAUGAAAUCCUUUUAGUUGCCUCUAGAGUAAAGCCCAUCUGACAAGUCUAUGAGAUGACACCUACAUAUAUAUGUCUAUCUCAUUUGACGAGUUUAUGGGACAAGCUUUUUUUCAAUGUGUCUGUGGGUUCUAACUCAUUUGACAGGCUUAUGAAACGAGGCCUAGUUCACAGAUGUUUACGAAAUUUAGCCUGUUUAAAAAAUUAAUGAGAUAGAACCCAUCUCUAUGUGUCUAUAAGUUAACACAAGACCCAUGUAAAGCCUUACUGGGAUUACAACAUUAUCCCUCAUGUCUCUAUAACAUCUUAUUGGAUCCUUGACUACUUGGGUCAAAAAGUCCCCAUAAGUUCAUAGGAGGCCCAUUAAAUAACAAACUUGCCACUAAGCUUAAGCUCACCGAAUGUGUUAAGAAGCCCUUUUAAGACUGAUAUGUUUUCCUUGUCUUCAGAUCUCUGAUCAUAUUAUCUCCACUAAGAGGUAAAGGAAACUCAUGGAAAAUAUCGAAUAGGGUCAGACUGUAUAUGGAAGGUGUCACAAGGACAUAUGAAUAGAGACAAAGCACUAGACAAUGAAUUUAUGCAAAUCCUUCCUACGGUCAUGUUCUAAUCAUUUUCUGGUGAAUGUUUGAAAGUAGGUAACAUUGGAUACCCUGCAAUCAAUGAGAUUCCUUUACCUCUUUGACCUGUUGCUUAAAUUAGUUUUCAGGGUGAAACAUGACAGGUGAAUUAUUUUCAUGUCAUUCACGGGUAUCAUGGUCAACUGUCUGAGUUAUGCAGCUAAUCAAUUUAGAAAAGUGCCCAAUAUGGUGUUUUUAAGAAUCCUCAAAUCUCAGCCAUUAUACCGUUAAGAAGAAAGCACUUUAGUUAUGAUCUGCAAGAGGAGAAGGCAUUUAAAGGUGACCUAGAUGAUCUGACUCAAAGAUGUACAUAAAAUACGUGACGUCCACAUUUAAUCUAUUUCAUUGUAUUUGGGCACAUACCACAAUGUGUGCUUAUGUGUGAGUUACAUGGCUUUUGGCUCUUGUUAUGUUGAUUUCACUCCUAUUGGACGGUAGGCAUUGAAUUCCAGGAUCUGAUCUCCUCUUUCUUAGUUCAUUUCAUAACUCGAGUAGGGUUCAGUUAGGUGUCUAAAUUUUUGAAUGACUAACACCCUCUAUUUUCAGAUCAAUUUGCACAUCCCUGCGAUCAUGGCUGUUUAACUCUGCCAGUGAAAGAGUAGUUGCUCGGCUCAGGAAAGAUUUGUUUCAGCAUCUUAUUUACCAGGUGAGUUCAACCCAGUGAUUCUUCCCGGUGUCAUCUGUCUUGUGCAUAGGUUUUCUUUUCAAAGUUGAUUUUAAUACUUCUAAUUCAUCCAGGAAAUAGCUUUCUUUGAUGUCACACGGACAGGGGAACUCCUCAGUAGGUUAUCAGAGGAUACCCAAAUCAUUAAAAAUGCUGCAACUACCAAUAUCUCAGAAGCUCUACGCAAUGUCUCCACUGCAUGUAUUGGGCUUGGAUUUAUGUUUGCAGCAUCAUGGAAACUAACACGUAAGGAGUUCUAGUUGUAUGCUUCACCAUUUGCUUGACAAAGUUAUCUAAUUGUUAUUCAAUUGCUUGGCUUCUUGUAUUUACAAAGAACUUUGUAUAUUCUUCAUAUUAAGCAUACCUUUUCCUUAGAUUUCAUAUUCAGAAGAGUUUUCUUCUCUUGUUUCUGGAUACACUGUAUUUACAAAGAAAAAUGUUCAUAUUCAGUAUACUUUACUUUUUAGAGUUCAUAUUCAGAAGAAUUUCUUCUUAUGUUCCUCUAAAAACUUACCACCAUGUUCUUGACGACCUAGUCCACAUAUGGGGAGAUUUGAAAUUCAGAAAUUAAUAUAUGUCGAUUCAGUGGCCAUUGUUUGAAGUGAUCUAGAUUUUUUUUUUAGUGAAGUCUAAUUCUGACAUGUCUAGGAUGCACCCUUGGGUCAUUUUUAAGGCUUCUGUCUAACUUGAUCAAAGCCUCAUGUAUGAAAUUAAUUUUGUCAUCCGUUUAGUGGUGAACGAAAUAUAAAAAUGACAUGCUUGUUUUCAGUGGAAUAAAUGCAGCUAAAUUACAUUGUAUUCUGCAUUGAAAUUAGAUUGCUGUUCUCUUUGCAUAAUAUGUGACAGAAAAAUAUGGCUAUUAUCUUACAUUAUCUAGAAUAAUUUUCUCCGUUUUCAAAUUUUUUCUUUAUAGAUUAUGCCCUUCUCAGUGAUUUUAUUUUUUAAAAUUAACUUGUAUCAUUUACACGAUGAAUUACUAAUGUGAGUUUUGAUUCCACUUCACGAAUAAAUUUAUGUCGUUGCUUUUUCAUAAUAAAAUCGUCAAUGUUGAAAUCUGUAUGACUUAACUGUGCUCUCAAUAGUUUGCGUGUGAACGUAACAUAUUCGUGUAUGGAACAUUUUUGAGAGAACGGAAGGGUGAAACUAUUGAUCAAUUGUCUUUCUCUACAGUCUUGGCAUUGGUUAUUGUACCUGCUGUGUCUGUUGCUGUGAGAAAAUUUGGGCGCUAUCUUCGGGAACUUUCUCACAAAACUCAAGCUGCUGCAGCAGUAGCAUCCUCGAUUGCUGAGGUUUUUUUUUUUUUUUUGAUCGCCUUCAUUCUUCAGUUUGUGUAUGUGACCGUAACUACUGAAUCAAUGGAGAACACAAUGGCUUACGUAAUUGUGAUUUGUGAUACACCUUGUAAUUGGGUAUGCUGAAUUUGUAAUUUUCCCUUUUUUUAACCUUCUUACGUGUAUAUUCAAGUUUUUAAAAAAUGAAAUACACAGGAUGACAUUCUUAUUUCCGUGGAAAUGAUUCUAUCAUGCUUAAAUAUUUUUUAACCUAACAUCUGCCUUUUCCAUAGCUUCCUAGUGAAGAACUGCAUCAUUAUGUCAUGACUUCACUUGAAACAGACUGUGCCUUGCAUAUUUCAUUUUAGCCUACAAUAUUUUCCAUUAAAAAUAUAAUAUUUCAAGGGGUAUUAUAAAAAAAUACUCUAUAUAAGAUAUGGUGUAUUUCUAAUUUUCGAAUUUCAGCAAGUUCUUUUUUGCAUGAAAAUCGCAUUAUUUGAUUCGACAUGACACGUGAAAAAGGGAAACUUGGAUGCAUUUUCUAAUCUUAUGUAAUGCAUUGGUUUGUUCAAAGAGCAUAAUGUAUACAUUUGUCAGGACGUCUUCAACAUGGAUUCCUUUUCUCAAAUGCUCUUGUAUUUUUGUUUCAAAGAGCUUAAUGAGAAUUCAGUAUUCUAAACGGCAUUAUUAAACUUUGAAACAACAGAGUAUGUUGUUUUGAACUAGUAAACACUUCAAUUGAUUUAAAUAUCCUUCUAAUCACUUUGAUUACUGGUUAUUGCUACUAUGAAGGAUCUCGUUUCUGCUUCUCUGUAAUUCGUCUUACUGUGAUGUAGAGUUGGAGGUUUGUUUUGCCAAUGAUAUUUGCUUCUUGUUGCCAAGGCAUGAGAUCUACAUGAACUUUUAUUUGUGUUGUCAAUUACGUAUUCAUAUGGAAAAUAAAGUAACACAUUUGAUACCAUCUUAUUGUUUGCCACUGUCUGUUCACGUACACCAUUAAUUAGUUCAUUUGGAUUCAGGAAUCUUUUGGAGCAAUACGUACUGUUAGAUCUUUUGCUCAAGAGGAUUUUGAAGUUUCACGCUACUCUGAGAAAGUAGAUGAGACAUUGAAACUUGGACUGAGACAAGCAGUGAGUUAUAGAAUCACAAUUCUUGCAUAAAAUGCCAUUGUUUCUCUUUUGUCUGAAACAGUGAGUCAUUGUUCUGUUGCAGAAAGUCGUUGGACUUUUCUUUGGGGGAAUGAACGCUGGAUCGACAUUGUCAGUAGUUUUUGUGAUGAUCUAUGGCGCUAACUUAACAAUAACUGGAUCAAUGACACCAGGCUCACUGACGUCAUUCAUUCUUUACAGCCUUACAGGUUUUCUUAUGUUCUAUUCAGUCCCUAAUAUACACUGUGUUUUCGUUCUGAAGUAGCCUAGAGCUGUUGUUUUGCCGGGUACUCCAAUUCGUUUCAUACAUGACAUCCACUAACUGGACUCCCUUGACGUGCCUUCCCCAAACAAAAAAUUGGCAGUUGGUUCCUCUGUGUCAUCAUUAUCUGGACUGUAUACAACUGUGAUGAAGGCAGCCGGAGCGAGCAGAAGAGUUUUCCAGCUACUAGAUCGUACAUCAUCUAUGCCAAAAGCUGGAGAAAAAUGUCCUAUGGGGUCAGUUGACGGAAAUCCAAGCUGUUGGUUUCCUUCCUACAUUUAUUCUUAUAUUUUCUUUCAUACAAGUUUACCUGCUGGGCUGGUUUUCACUGCAGUGGCUUCGAGGGGGAUGUCGAGUUAGAAGAUGUUUGGUUUGCUUAUCCUUCCCGCCCUAACCAUAUGGUCCUAAAGGUAACUAAACACCUCUUCUGAGAAGAUAAUACCUUAACAAUUUUUUGUGGAAAUAAGCACAAAUUACAUGAUAACAACUCUUUUUCGAUAGAUACGAAUUACUUCUGUGUAACUAAAUGCGUACUUUAACAACGUAGACAUAUUUUGCAGUAUGAAUAAAACUAUUUUAUGUGGAACUAUAUCGUAACAAUGUUUUGUGAGCAAAAAAAGAUAGCUGUAUCACUUUGAGGGCUUUGCGCCUGUGCCUCUCCUUUUUUUUCUUGGCUCCUCUCAUUCUUCCCUACUGUUCACCGGUCAACUUGUAAUCUAUUUUGAGAGGGGAGAGAGAUGGAUCUUUGGCCAGGAUUCAGUAGAUAUGAAGUAUUUACCUUGUCGUUUCUGAUGUCCUCUUUUGAUAAUUUGUUAGUUACAAAGUGACCUACCUUCUUCCAAAUUUGGUGUUUUUGAUUUCUUUGAAACCCUUAGAUGAUGAAAGUGUGGGGUUACACUUGAACAUCCGAAUGUGAUUAUCUGUGAUAGAUGUAGACAUUCGAUAUCUAUUACAAAAUAAAAAUAGAGUUGAGUGCCAAGUAUACCUAGGUUGGUUGGACUCGAGGUUGAUGUUCUUCACUCGAUCCCCAAGCUCAUUUUCAUGUUCUUUAUAUUAGUUCUCCUCAGGGUUUUCUUAGUCAUGGAUCAUUUUCUUGAAUUUCAUCUGAUCAAAUGGUUUCCUGCUGAUAUUGGGUAGAAUAAGAAUCUUUCCCAUUUGAAUACGAAUAGAUCAUUGGGAUCAAUAUACUCAACAUUAGGAAGAAAUCUCAGUUCUAGGUUAAUUUUCCAAAUUCAGGUGACUACUGGAUAUUGAAUGUGCAGAGCUUUUAUGAUUAGCGUUGUAGAACCCAAAGAUCGGAUAGAAAACGAUGUUUCUCUCGACAGUUAUAUUGAAUAUAUUGGCAAUUGUUUGCACAUUCCAGUAACACACAUGAGACUAAGUAGACGGUUGGUAUUACAGUCAGGCUCCAUAGACUAGUUACGAAAAUAUGAAUCACUCCAAAAUUAUAACUUCCAAAGUUCGUAUAAAUUCCCCAAUAUUUUUUUUUAUCAUGAUUUAUGUUGUUCAGUGGUGGCGCUAUCAUUACGUGUAGUGUAAAAUAAUAGCUCAAAUGGUUAAUUAGUUACUAAUAUCUGUUAUAAUCAGAAUUUUUUUUACGCCUGGGAAAAUUAUUUUGAUCUCCUUUUUUUCAGGGUAUAUCAUUGAAGCUGAAACCUGGAUCAAAGAUUGCACUUGUUGGACCAAGUGGAGGUGGAAAAGUAAGCUUACCUUAGUUUUUCCCUGCGUACUGAAAGGCUUUCCAAAAUUUCAUCGUGGUUAUGUGUCAAAUUAUCUUUAACUGUUAAUCUUUGUGCUUAUUACAGACAACGAUAGCAAACUUGAUCGAGAGAUUUUAUGACCCCAUGAAAGGGAAGAUCUUACUAAACGGGAUGCCGUUGGUGGAAAUAUCACACAAAUUUCUCCACAGAGAGGUAUUCAUUGCAUUGUCAUCGACUUACCUCUUAUAUGUUCAUCGUAGUCAAUACUACAUAUUUCUGUGUACAUGGAUCAAAACUCUGAUUUUAAAAAAACGAAGUAUCAGUACUUAAUUGGUAUCCAACUCGAAAGCACAGAGGAAAUAUGAAUAAAGUAGAAGAACGAAAUGCCUGGUAACCAGGCAGAGCUAGUCCUGUGACUUCCGAAGCAAUUUGUUCCAUUUUCUGAGUGUCCCUUAUCUUGGAUCUUCUGGCCCUUCUUCCACCAUUUUAGCCUUAAAACUCAUAUUUUUCGAUGCUUCCCUCCAUUUGGCUGUUUUUUCGUUGGCUUUUGGUAGAAAAACUCAUGCCCAAGCGUAGAGCAUGCUGGUAUGUGCGAUAAUCAUAUGGUCAAACUUACCAGGAGGAGUCAACAGAGUUGCCUUUUUUUAACAAAGAGGAUAUGUAAGGCUGUGUCGGGUGUGUAGGAUGUGUCUGGUUUCUUGAACUCUUUGUUUUGGAUGGGGUCUUGAAUAUUUUGCAUCCAAGAAAUCCAGUACAAAACUUUUGUACAUUCCAACUUUUUUCUAUUAUUUUAUAUAACUCGGAUCAUUGCCAAAAACGUCUAGUAAUUCUUGCAAGGACCCGGAGUCUCAGACAGUAUUGACUUCCUGUCAAGUUGAGCUUAAUCUCCUGAUCGUGCUCAUUUAUUUCUGGGUUCUUCUCUCCCAUAAAUCUGCACUAACCGGUUCUUCAUAAACCACAGGUCAGCAUAGUAAGCCAAGAGCCUGUGCUUUUCAACUGUUCGAUCGAGGAGAACAUUGCAUACGGAUUGGAUGGAAAAGCCAGCAUUGCUGACGUAGAAAACGCUGCUGUAAGGCUCGGGUUUUUUUAUUUGUGCGUUAUGCUUAUCCGAAAAGCGUCCCACUCCUGACACGCUGAACCCCCAAUUCCAGAAAAUGGCUAAUGCACACGAGUUCAUAUCAAAGUUUCCCGAUCAAUACAAGACCCACGUGGGAGAACGAGGGAUACGGCUUUCUGGGGGCCAAAAGCAGAGAAUAGCGAUUGCAAGAGCCCUGCUGAUGAAUCCCAAGGUUCUACUUCUGGAUGAGGCUACAAGCGCUCUGGAUGCUGAGAGUGAAUACCUCGUUCAGGUGCCCCCAAUAAUUUCAAUAUAUAUAUAUAUAUAAAUUAUAUUUUUGGAACUACUUAUUCGUUCAUUUUUUUAAUUUAUGGGUGCUUCCAUAUUUUCCCUCUUUUUCUGUUCGCAUUCAAGACCAGAAUAUAUUUUGGCGAAAUUCUUUAAUAGUCAGCAAAGUUUUUAUUUUAUUUUAUUUUAUUUUAUUUAUUUGACAGUGAUGUUCAGACGCCAAGAGGCUUGUUCUCCUAGUGCUGACAUCUCAUUGUUGGUGGAAAUGACUCAUCUUCCCAGGAUGCCAUGGAUUCCUUGAUGAAGGGAAGAACCGUCCUGGUGAUAGCGCACAGGCUUUCUACUGUCCAGAGCGCAGACACGGUCGCGGUCGUUUCGGAGGGGCAGAUUGCUGAGAGCGGUACCCAUGAAGAGCUCCUGAAGAUGGAUGGAGUUUACACUGCUCUGGUGAAGAGGCAGCUGCAGGGGUCCAGGAAGGAUGUCUAG